UUGACGGUGAUCGACCGGCCGGUGGCGAUGGUCGCCUGCAUCGAUAAACGUCCAACGGCCCGACGACUCAUUAGCGGCAAGUCGAAAGCAGCUCAGUGUCAUUACUCAGAAGGCAAUGUCCGGCUAAGUGCACCCUCAGUCGUACCAAAAUGCGAAAUUGCUGCGUCGUAA
Molecule: messenger RNA, 171 nt
Organism: Soboliphyme baturini
Lineage: Eukaryota; Metazoa; Nematoda; Enoplea; Dioctophymatida; Soboliphymatidae
Source: the annotation of a GenBank genome assembly